This is a messenger RNA of Cygnus olor (mute swan), 4621 nucleotides long. It is a transcript of the gene RASAL2, whose product is annotated as RAS protein activator like 2. The record is from RefSeq and is a predicted model, not a curated record. NCBI's taxonomy places the organism in Eukaryota, Metazoa, Chordata, Aves, Anseriformes, Anatidae. Gene Ontology annotation, biological process: regulation of GTPase activity.
AGAGCUUGGUGCAGAAGGGCGACAAUGCAGGAAGCGGCAGCAGGCUCGGCGAGGCUGCGCGUGGCGUUGGAGGGCGGCUUGCUGUAGGUGAGGGCUUGUCCCUCUUGCUGACAUGUAGAAGUACCUGGCGCUGGGGUUGAUGCUCCUCAGUGAGAGCCUCUGCUGUCCUUCACAGCGGUGAAGAGGAUGAUUUGGGCAUUAAAAGCUGAAAUUCAAGAGUAGGAAAAUGAGUGCUUUUAAAAAGUACUAUAGUCUCUCUCCCAGGACCUUUAGAAGAUCCUUGUCGGAACAAGAUGCUGGCACAGCUACCCUGAAGGAGUAUCACUGGUACCACCAAAUGAAAAGCAAGAAGAUGAAUAAACAAACGGCUUCGGAUCCUGAGAAGGCACUCGGAGCGUACAGGUGGCAGACACAUCCGCGGCUUCCCUGGAGGAUAAGCAAAAGAGCGCGCUCCUGCAGCCUUAGAGGAGGUAACGAUCCGAGCCUUGUCAAAAGUUCUGCAAGCGUGGAUGCUACCAGCACUGAGGAUCUCCACAAAGAUCCAGCGGAGAUGCUUUUCCAGGCAAGGACCAGGUCGCUGCGGGUUCCCUUCAACCGCUCUCUGUCCGAACCCAUGCCGCACUCUGCGGCCAGGAGCACGAAGCCCUUUCUGCAAGCCGUGCGCUCGGUGGACUGCGAGCAGCAGGGCUAUUUCGUCCGUGGCAUCUUCUCUACUCUCUCAAGUGGCUUUUCAAGGAUAAUAAAUCGAAGAGGGGAGCCUGUCAGUGAGUCACUAGGCGAGUGGAAGGCAGGUGAUAAUCAAAUUGAUCCGAUCACAGAUGUGAAAGGACCACCUACGCACAGGCUGUCCUGCGGCCAGUCCCCCUACACCGAUACGACAACAUGGGAGAGGAAAUACUGCAUCCUGACCGACAGCCAGCUGGUGCUGCUCAACAGGGAGAAAGAGGUGCCUGUGGAUGGGGUGCAGGAGCCGCAGGAUGCUACCAAGGGGCGCUGCCUGCGCCGGACAGUGAGCGUGCCCUCCGAGGGCCAAUUCCCCGAGUACCCACCAGAUGGGGCCGCCAAACUGGAGGUCCCAGCAGAGAGAUCUCCUCGCAGACGGAGCAUCUCCGGGACCAGCACAUCUGAGAAAACCAACUCCAUGGAUGCUGCAAACACUUCUCCUUUCAAAGUACCAGGCUUCUUCAGUAAACGUCUGAAAGGGUCCAUCAAGAGGACAAAGAGUCAGUCCAAGCUGGACAGGAACACAAGUUUCCGUCUCCCAUCUCUCCGCAAUGCUGAUGACAGGUCACGUGGAUUGCCGAAGCUGAAAGAGUCCCGUUCCCAUGAGUCCCUGCUGAGCCCCGGCAGCGCGGUGGAGGCCCUGGAUCUUGGGUCAGAAGAAAAAGUCUUUGUCAAACCACUUCACAGCAGUAUCCUUGGACAAGACUUCUGCUUUGAGGUAACCUACUCCAGUGGCAGUAAAUGCUUCAGCUGUUCCUCUGCAGCAGAGAGGGAUAAGUGGAUGGAAAACCUACGCAGAACAGUACAGCCGAAUAAGGACAACUGUCGUCGAGCUGAAAAUGUGCUCCGUCUCUGGAUCAUUGAGGCAAAGGACCUGGCCCCCAAGAAGAAGUACUUCUGUGAGCUGUGCCUUGAUGACACUCUCUUUGCCCGCACCACCAGCAAAACAAAAGCAGAUAACAUUUUCUGGGGAGAACACUUUGAGUUCUAUGGUCUCCCACCUCUUCACAGCAUCACAGUUCACAUCUACAAGGAUGUGGAGAAGAAGAAGAAAAAGGACAAGAACAACUACGUAGGCCUGGUCAACAUUCCCAUGGCCAGCGUAACUGGUCGUCAAUUUGUGGAAAAAUGGUACCCAGUCAGCACCCCUACACCCAACAAAGGGAAAUCAGGGGGUCCUUCCAUUCGGAUCAAGUCGCGUUACCAAACCAUCACCAUCUUGCCCAUGGAGCAAUACAAAGAAUUUGCAGAGUUUGUUACCAGCAACUAUACUAUGCUCUGCUCUGUGCUGGAACCCGUGAUCAGCGUAAGGAAUAAGGAAGAGAUGGCUUGUGCCUUGGUGCACAUUCUUCAGAGCACUGGGAGAGCAAAGGACUUCUUGACAGAUUUGGUGAUGUCUGAGGUAGAUCGUUGUGGGGAACACGACGUCUUGAUCUUCAGGGAGAACACACUUGCUACCAAAGCUAUUGAGGAGUACCUGAAGCUGGUAGGGCAGAAGUACCUUCACGAUGCACUAGGGGAGUUUAUCAAGGCUUUGUAUGAGUCAGAUGAAAACUGUGAAGUGGAUCCCAGCAAAUGCUCAUCCAGUGAAUUAACAGAUCAUCAGAGCAACCUGAAAAUGUGUUGUGAGCUGGCCUUCUGCAAGAUUAUCAAUUCUUACUGCGUGUUCCCUCGUGAGCUGAAGGAGGUGUUUGCAUCUUGGAAGCAGCAGUGCCUGAGCAGGGGCAAGCAGGACAUCAGUGAACGGCUGAUCAGUGCCUCCCUCUUCCUCCGCUUCCUGUGCCCCGCUAUCAUGUCCCCCAGCCUCUUUAGCCUCAUGCAGGAGUAUCCUGAUGACCGGACAUCUCGCACGCUCACGCUCAUUGCUAAAGUCAUUCAGAAUCUCGCCAAUUUUGCUAAAUUUGGGAAUAAGGAAGAGUACAUGGCCUUCAUGAAUGACUUUCUGGAACAUGAAUGGGGGGGAAUGAAGCGUUUCCUCCUGGAGAUCUCUAAUCCAGAUACCAUCUCAAACAUGCCUGGAUUUGAGGGCUACAUCGACCUGGGCAGAGAGCUCUCAGUUUUGCAUUCCCUCUUAUGGGAGGUUGUGUCCCAACUUGAUAAGGGUGAAAAUUCCUUCCUACAGGCGACCGUGGCAAAACUGGGACCCCUUCCUCGUAUUCUUGCCGACAUCACCAAAUCAAUGACCAACCCUACGCCAAUACAGCAGCAGCUGAGGCGUUUCACUGAGCACAGCUCUAGUCCAAACGUCAGUGGCAGUCUCUCCUCAGGGCUUCAGAAGAUAUUUGAGGACCCCACUGAUGGUGACUUGCAUAAGCUGAAGUCUCCAACCCAGGAAAAUGUGGAUGGAUAUUUCAGGGGCAAGACCUUACUGCUGGUUCAGCAGGCAUCCACCCAGAGCAUGACUUACUCAGAUAAAGAUGAAAGGGAAAGCAUCUUGCCCAACGGACGUAGCAUUUCCCUCAUGGACCUGCAGGAUCCUCACACAGCUCACAGUGACCACGCUUCUAUCAUGCACGACGUGCCUUUGCGUUUGGCCGGCAGCCAGCUCUCUAUCACCCAGGUGGCAAACAUCAAACAGCUGUGGGAAGCUCAGAGCACACCCCAGAGCGCGCCCCAGGUGCGAAGGCCUCUGCACCCAGCUUUGAACCAACAGGGCAGCCUCCAGCCGCUGUCCUUCCAGAACCCCGUUUACCACCUCAACAACCCUCCUCCGCCGAUGCCCAAGGCCUCUGUGGACUCCAGCCUGGAGAACCUGAGCACCGCCAGCUCCCGGAGCCGAAGCAACAGCGAAGACUUCAAACUCAGCGGGCCCAGUAACAGCAGCAUGGAGGACUUCACCAAGCGCAGCACGCAGAGCGAGGACUUCUCCAGGCGGCACACGGUCACGGACAAACACGUCCCCAUCGCCUUGCCCCGCCAGAACAGCAGCAGCCAAGCACAGAUCCGCAAAAUGGACCAAGGGCUGGGCGCCCGGGCCAAGGCACCACAGUCCUUGCCGCACAGCGCGUCCUUGCGGAGCACGGGCAGCAUGUCGGGGGUGUCGGGGGCCAUGGUGACUGAGCCCAUCCAGAACGGGAGCCGGUCCCGGCAGCAGUCCUCCUCCUCCAGGGAGAGCCCUGUCCCCAAGGUGAGGGCGAUUCAGAGGCAGCAAACGCAGCAGGUUCAGUCGCCUGUGGACUCUGCCACAAUGUCACCAGUGGAGAGGACAGCUGCGUGGGUUCUCAACAACGGGCAGUAUGAAGAAGUCGAGGAGGAUGCAGAGCAGAAUCCAGAUGAAGUCAAGCACGCUGAGAAGUAUGAACAAGAGAUAGCGAAGCUGAAGGAGCGCCUGAAGGUGUCGAGUCGCCGGCUGGAGGAGUAUGAGCGGCGACUCCUAGUGCAAGAGCAGCAAAUGCAGAAGCUGCUGAUGGAGUACAAGUCCAGGCUGGAAGACAGCGAGGAGAGACUGCGCAGGCAACAGGAGGAGAAGGACAGCCAGAUGAAAAGUAUUAUCAGUAGACUCAUGGCAGUUGAAGAGGAGCUGAAGAAGGAUCACGCAGAGAUGCAAGCUGUCAUCGAUGCAAAGCAGAAAAUUAUUGAUGCACAGGAGAAGCGGAUCGUGUCCCUGGACUCUGCCAACACGCGGCUGAUGAGUGCCCUGACGCAAGUGAAGGAGCGCUACAGCAUGCAAGUCCGCAAUGGCAUCUCCCCCAACCCCACCAAGCUUUCCAUCACGGAGAAUGGUGAAUUCAAAAACAGCAGCUGCUAAUUGGGCAGAUGCUGCCGGCCAUCUCCCCAGGAGAAGGGCAAGAGGGAGCAGACUCGAGAAACUCCCCAAAUAGCCUCCUUCCCCUUACAGGUUUACAUAAUGCUGCUAAUAAAAAGGAAAAGAGAAAGAACUCUGAACGGUGGGCUUUAA